CUUUAUUAGUGUUGCCUGGGAACGAGGCUAUCAAACCAUUUUCUAUCCUGGUUUCGGAGUGUAGUAGCCUCUAGUGAAUAAACUACGAAACGAAUACUAACGUACUAUUUACUAAAAUUUAAUCAGAACAAUGUAGUUAUUAAAUUUAUUGAAAGUUUAAUUAGAAGUAAAGUGAAGUUUAAUUUAUAUUUCAUGUAUUGGUGAUCCGGCACGUCGAGAACAACAUAAGUGUUUUCUUCGACAUCGUUAUGGCCGCUAAAAUUUAACUAGACAGAAUAUAACCCGCCUUAACCUCAUUCCACAACUUGUAAACAAUUUGUGCUGAAUUAAAAAUCAAAAUAGGACGGACACAAACAUGAAGUCUACUGUUAAACUUGAACGGCACGAUGAAGCCGAGAUUCAAGAGUUAGCGGCAAAGAUGAUCGAGGCUAACAGGAUGAAAAUGUCUGUCCCAGCAAGACCUCCGGCGCCUACAUCAACAGUGUCGGUCACUCCUGUUGGGAAUGAUACAUCGAAAAGUCUCGGCGACGAGGAAUCCAUUCGGGGACGCUUCGGAUGGGUGGAACUAGGAAAGAAUCCCAUUCCAUACAUAAUCAGGUCAGGAGAGAAAUAUUGUGCCGUAAGAAUGGUAGAAGUAAAAGUUCUUAAUAAAUAUUUAAAUUUUUUGCACCAAGACAUUUAUAACUGUACGUGUAUUCGUAGUUACUACAUUACGGAGGCGGAAUGUCGGCUACUAAACGAAAUAAACUUCAAACAUUGUGACUAUCAGUUCGGUCGUGAACAGUAUACGUCGCGCGAUCUAAUCGUUAGGCUAGCGGACGCGAUCGAAUUUUAUAAAUUCUUAGAUUCGUGUUAUUCGAAGCUUUUAAAUGGAAGUGCAAAUCCGCUCGACAGGUGUGGAUUUAUCCGCAUAAAUAAAGAGUCGGUGGUUCCCUACACGGUUUACUCAGGACACAAAUACGUUCCUUUAUUUUAUUUUGAAGGCGAAACAGACACUUUGAAAUUAAAAGCCGAUACCUUAGAAGGCUGGGACUUGUCUUAUUUAAAAUUCUGUUGUAAAGUGCAAGGAAUACGAAACGAACUCUUUUGUCACGACUCCUGUGCGGUCAUCAGUUUAGCGGAUAUCAAAAAUUACUUUCCACCCGGGACGUUAUUCGAAGACUACUGGCCUAGCAAAUUAUCCGAUUCCCAAUUAUUGAUCAAUGGGAAAACGCCGAGUCAAGGGGGCCAAUGGAUUCGGCAACCGGCCGGUCCACCCAUUGCUCACGCUCUACCUCCGCCAUCUCCGAAACCGGCAACGCAAGCGAAGGCCGCCACCAACAAUAUCCACAAUGUACAAUCGCUGUAUACGACAUACGGCUUAACCGGCGGACAACCAGCCUACACUGCCUUACAACCUCGAACGGCCCAGUCUGCAGUGAGGCCCUCGUAUCCAUCUACGGCCGCCACAUCGAGACAACCGCGACCGCCGUACUACAAUAGCAUGAACCAACCGCCACCACCACUAAUCAGAUCGUCCCAACAAAAGCCUCCAAAGGCUAGAGGUAUGCCAAGUGCCCUAAGAACUUCACGGCCGCUUCGUAAACGGACUACUGCCUACAGCAAUGCCCAAACCUCUGCAACGCCGUAUAUGUUAAUGAGCGAACCUGGACUAGCACAACAAGGGUACCGGCAACCUGCGGCAGAAUUACAUAAGUAUCCACCUCCACCUCUUAUACCUGUUCGACACAUAAAUGGAGAGGUAAGAUACCAGUCACCUGCAAAUCACUAUCGGACAGCAGACGUCGUCGAUCUCAGCCCCACAAAUAGCACUGGUCCAGGAAGUCACGCACCUAUCAUCAAUCAACAACCUGCACACCAACAACCUCCACGUACUCAGGCACAAGACGAACAAAAUAUGAGUAAUGGCAGGUUAACUAUGAACAGUUUGCAACGGAAGCUCACUCAAAUCCCCGAAACGCCGACAAGUGGCAGCCAUAUACCAUAUAAGAUGCAGAAAGCGUUGAUCGAAAGUAGAAUGGUUCCCUGUAUUAAUAUGAAACCCUAUGUAUAUAGCGAUCUGUUGGUAACCAUACCUGAUUUAACGGAGCAGUUAUUCAACAACGUACCAUCGCAGUCGUGCCAGCAAGUGAUGCAGGUGUUGGGGAUUGAACUGUUUAAGGGAAACGAGUCUCAAAUGCGUGUGCUAUACGAAAAUGGCAAAUGUCAAAGUAUAAAUGAUAGUAUACCGUUAGUGCCAGUACGACUUGUAUUGGAAUUUAUGCCUCAACUGAAAUAUAUGUUGGGCGGCAUAAUCAGUUCGGAGGUCGCGGCAAAACGGCAACGUGCGAGCUAGGAUUGGGCAAGUAUGUGGGACUACAGUCUACUUAACUAAUAAAUUCGCGAACGCGCGAAUUCAUUUUACGAACCUCACGCAUUCUUGUAGUCUCACGGACCGUGCUACUAGUGUCUAAAUUAUGUGUUACUGAUUAAUGGUUGAAUUAAAAGUUUAUCGUUCCUAUGUGCCGUGCAACAGACGUUGUUUUUGUGCACACAAACAUCGUUACCUUCUGGUUCAAGGGAGGCAUUGAUUAAUAAAUAAAUGAAAUUGUACUCAUUCAAAACUGCUGUUGAGCAGUUUAGUUGUAAAGAAAUUUUUUUUAUAAACAAAUGUAGACUUGAAUUGUAUAUAUUAUUUAUAGGACGUUGUGUCAGAUUAUUUAAAGAACGAGUUCCGAAACAGAAGCAGAUAUUUUCAUUCCAAUAUUUAUUGAGAUGAUGCUUAAAUCAGUAUUAAUGUAUGAGGACUGUUUAAUACACAGCGAUGCCAAACAGCCACUAUAAGACAAAUAUGCACUCAUACGCUCUUCAUUUUUUUAUAGCGGAAAUUACCGUACUUUUAUUCAGAGAGACCAAAAUUGCUAGGUUUUGACGUUAUUUUUACGUACUCAUAAACAUUUCGCAUAUUGACCGAGUUUAUGAUCCGUAUUAUUAUGUUAUUUAUUUAACUUACUUGCAUUGUGUCAAUUUGCAAUACAUGACCUAUAGAAAGCGGUCUAUUUGUCUGUGGUAGUAGCUAUCCCCAGGGACGUGAACCUACAUGAUAGUUUCUCAUUUACCGUAAGCCACAAAGUCUGCCAAACAUUGUAAAUAUUGUUACUUAGUUUGUGUUUUUUUUUACUGUACCUAAUAUAAUGCAUGGUUGAUCGAUAAGUGACUUGAACGGUCUGAACAUUUAUUCUGUCUUUCUGCAGCUUCUUAGGAUUAGGUAGGUUUUUACAUUUUUUAAAACAGGACCCGUAUGUGCCCUAUUAUGAUUUAUUGAUUAUCAAAGCUUAAAGAAACCUAACGUCUGUCUCGGUGGAAGAAAGCCAAUCAAGAUAUAAUGUAAUUACUUUUAGUAUUGUGUUCGCAUCACAUUGUUUGUUUUGACCCGUUCGGUCCGUCCCUGGCUACCGUGUGUAAGGAAAUUAUACUUGCGGGCCAUGUAAAACACUUAGCUUUUAAGUUGUAUAUACUUUUAGUUUAAAUGAUACUUAAUCGUAUAGACUCGAAUACUGUAAAGUAGUCAUUCGUACACCUACUUACCAGUUGUGAAGUUGUUCUUACUGUUUAUACAGUAUUUUUUACUGUAUCUAUUAGCUUUAUUUAUUAUUUAAAGCAACUUGUGUGAUAAAUUCGAGAGCUAGUGCAAUUUCAUAAAGCUUGAAAAUGUCUGUAAUGUUUCCGAACGUAAACAUUUUUGUACUGUAUCUAAAAAUAUUUAUUUAAAAAUUACGCAAGUAAAUAUAUCAGUGUGAAUAAAUUGUCCAGGGUAGGGGAUAUAACAUAGAUUUUAAAAAUGAUCAUAUUCCAUUACUUGUAGAGUUUAAAUCAUAUUUAUAUUAUUUACGUAUACUUUUUCCUCGCUAGAUCUGAGCGUUAUCUUUAAAUAGUAAAUUCGACAUAUGUUAGUUUCUCCUGCCUGUGAUGUAAAAAUUGAUUUACGAUUCAGUAUUUCGGUAAAUCAUCUAGUGAAAUUCAUUCUGCUCUCCAAUUAUUUUUAUAACAAAUAUUCUAAUCGUUUUCCUUUAAUAAGUUUAAAUUAUGUUUUUUUCUGUUAUGAAUCGUUUUAUCAUUCAUUGUAAAUAUAGGAUCCUGAUUCUAAAUUUACGGUUUCGUUUGUCAUCAAGCCAUGCAAUCUGGUAUAAUUAUGUUUUAUAAUUUGAAUCUUAAUAUGGAACAUGACACGUUCUCAUCCGUUUUGACGAAAUUUUUAUUCCGCUUCUAUGAAAAUGAAAAUGUAAUUAUCAUUAUUGCAUCGCUCUACAGUUUACUUUCAAUC
Molecule: messenger RNA, 4303 nt
Organism: Photinus pyralis (common eastern firefly)
Lineage: Eukaryota; Metazoa; Arthropoda; Insecta; Coleoptera; Lampyridae
Exons: 7
Coding region: 356-2335 (659 amino acids)
Source: RefSeq, a predicted model, not a curated record